Salvia splendens (bonfire salvia) is the source of this 1725-nucleotide messenger RNA. RefSeq names its product dnaJ protein ERDJ3B-like. The record is from RefSeq and is a predicted model, not a curated record. Gene Ontology annotation, biological process: protein folding. Lineage: Eukaryota; Viridiplantae; Streptophyta; Magnoliopsida; Lamiales; Lamiaceae. Bases 644 to 1687 code for a protein of 347 amino acids. The transcript is spliced from 11 exons.
AUUCCGGACGUUGAAGAAGGCAUGCACGCCGUUCCGCUUGACGUAGUAUUUUCCUGUAUUGAGUGUCCUUCAGAAGCCACAAAUGUGAUUUGAGAAACGAUACAAUUAUACAACCAAGAUCAGUACAAAAAAACUUAUGAAACGUAAGUAAGCAGAGUGGUAAAAUACUACCAGAAAUGUGGCGAGUCAAAACGUGUCUUUAAAUGGCAAACGAUAGUAGUGACAGCCGGUUUUACAACCGAUUUGAUUGAACCGGCCAUUCGACCCAAACUACACGAAAUAAAGUCAAGAUGAAUAAAAUAACGGUUCUGAUUGGUGCAAGGCUGCAAGCAAGUAGGAGCGUGCUCUGAUUGGCCAGUUCUCACAUGACCGCGUUGUGUAUGGAAACCUUCCUCACUCGAACUAUCGCACAUAUGAAAAGCUCAUACUCUUCUUCCGCGGUACAGCUUCUCUCUGUUACUCGCGAAGAGAGAAAUCUCUUGGCGGUGUUCCACUUCUUACGUAUACGUCCAAUCGGUUAUACUAGUAUAGUACUGAUUCAAAAAAUUCGGUAAUUUCUUCAAGCUGUUCGCAUUGCUGGCGUGAGACCCGUUUGGAAGCCCUAGCUUUUCCGUUUGUAAUUUUGAUUUCCGUGCCUCUUGUCAUGGCACAUCGGAGAUCAAAGUUAUUGCUGUUUUUUUGCUUCGCGGCAUACUGCCUGAUCGCCAUUGCAGCGAAGAGCUACUAUGAUGUUCUCCAUGUUCCGAAAGGCGCCUCGGAUGAGCAAAUAAAGCGUGCGUAUCGGAAGCUCGCGUUGAAGUAUCAUCCGGAUAAAAAUCAAGGGAACGAGGAGGCGAACAAGAGAUUUGCAGAAAUUAAUAACGCUUAUGAGGUUUUGUCGGAUAGCGAGAAGAGAGGUAUAUAUGAUAGAUAUGGCGAAGAAGGUCUCAAGCAGCAUGCGGCUAGUGGUGGGAGAGGAGGAGGAGGCGGUAUGAAUAUUCAAGAUAUUUUUAGCUCUUUCUUUGGUGGAGGUCCCAUGGAAGAGGAAGAGAGGGUUGUGAAAGGUGAUGAUGUAAUUGUUGAUUUGGAUGCCACACUUGAAGACUUGUAUAUGGGGGGUACUUUGAAGGUUUGGAGGGUAAAAAACGUAAUAAAACCAGCUCCAGGGAAGAGGAGGUGCAACUGUAAAAAUGAGGUUUACCACAAACAAAUUGGUCUUGGGAUGUUUCAGCAAAUGACAAAGCAGGUAUGUGAAAAGUGCCCAAAUGUGAAGUAUGAAAGGGAAGGUGAUUUUAUUACUGUGGAUAUCGAGAAAGCAAUGCAGGAUGGACAAGAAGUGGUAUUUUAUGAAGAAGGUGAACCAAUCAUUGAUGGCGAAGCAGGAGAUCUUAAGUUUCGCAUACGUACUGCAUCUCAUGACCGGUUCAGAAGGGAAGGCAAUGAUCUGCAUACAACAGUCACUAUUACUUUGGUUCAAGCUCUUGUUGGUUUUGAGAAGACUGUCAAACACCUGGAUGAGCAUUUGGUGGACAUCAGCUCCAAGGGAAUCACAGAACCGAAGCAAGUGAGGAAGUUUAAAGGCAAAGGCAUGCCGUUACAUUUUAAUAACAAGAAGGGCGAUUUAUACGUGGCGUUUGAGGUUGUUUUCCCGACCUCAUUGACGGAUGAGCAGAAGACAAAGAUCAAGGAAAUACUAGCGCAGCUAUAAGAUCCUCUGUGGAGAGAGAGAUGUAACCAUUCUGAUUC